Messenger RNA from Penaeus chinensis, 4489 nucleotides. RefSeq names its product zinc finger protein 271-like. Gene Ontology annotation, cellular component: nucleus. Bases 1 to 1845 code for a protein of 614 amino acids. Gene Ontology annotation, molecular function: RNA polymerase II transcription regulatory region sequence-specific DNA binding; DNA-binding transcription factor activity, RNA polymerase II-specific. NCBI's taxonomy places the organism in Eukaryota, Metazoa, Arthropoda, Malacostraca, Decapoda, Penaeidae. Gene Ontology annotation, biological process: regulation of transcription by RNA polymerase II. The record is from RefSeq and is a predicted model, not a curated record. The transcript is spliced from 7 exons.
AUGUGGGCGGCGCCGCACCCGGGGGCUCUGGUGCCCGCCCCCCCACCACGCCCGGAGGGGGGCCUUGACAACAGUAGCUUGCGUCCUCACGUGUGUCAGUACUGUGGCUAUUCCUUUUGUCGACCCUCGCAGCUCGCGACUCAUAUUAGGAUUCACACGGGAGAGAAACCGUACCGUUGCACCGUGUGCUCGUACAGCGCGGCGCAGAAGGGCAACAUGCGCAGGCACAUGCACCUCGUUCACGGUAUUGUGGUGGAGUCGAACUUCGCCCCGAGUAGCCUCGGCGCUCCCAAGGAGACGCCUUACGGCGUGGCCCUGGGGCUGAUGGCGCAAGCCAUGUCCCGCCUGUACAUGACCCACGCAGGAGCAGCAGCACCUGGCGAGGCUCCCGACCUCUCGCCCUUCUCCACAGAGCCACCUGCCCACCACGUGCCCCACAGCUGCAAGUUCUGCGGCAAGCUGUGCGACACGCCUUCGCAGCUGGCCAUCCACCUGAGGGCGCACACGGGAGAGAGGCCUUUUUGCUGUCCGCACUGCGACUAUCGGGCCACGCAGAAGCACCACGUAAAGAGCCACCUGCAGAGAAGACACAAAGAGCUCGCCCAGGACCCCGAGGCUCACCUCGCCGCGCAGCCUAGGCUCAGCGGACACCUGAUGUGUGCUGUGUGUGGCAAAGUAUUCCCCAAGAGCUCUGAACUGCAGCGGCACCUCAGGAUCCACACGGGGGAGAGGCCGUAUGCCUGCCCCGUGUGCCCCUACCGCGCCGUGCAGGCCACGCACGUCAAGUCGCACGUUGCGCGCCGUCACCCGCACCACAACCCGUCGGUGUGUGAGGGCGGUGGUGGGCGGUGGGUGCGCUCCUUCCAGGGCAAUGUCGCCCUGCCAGCCAUCAGGUGGGAUCGCACUUGUCCUGUGUGUAAGAGAGUGUUUGCACGUCCUGCUGAGCUCACCCGCCACCUCCGCACCCACACGGGGGAGAGGCCGUAUCAGUGCCCGCUGUGUGGCUACCGCGGCACACAGGCCGUGCACCUCAAGGCCCACCUGUUACGCCGACACUUUGUACAUGGGGGCCUAGGGAGUGAGGUGUGGGCAGGACCUGUAGUCAGGAGUGAGCCACUGUUACGAUGGGACCGCAUCUGUCACAUUUGUGGGAAGGGCUUCAGGAGGCCCGCUGAGCUCCGUCGCCACCACCGGAUCCACACCGGGGAGAAGCCAUACACGUGCUCUAUGUGUCCGUACAGGGCGGCCCAGGCGGUGUUUUCCCAGCUGGGUGGCCCAAGCGGAGGCAUGGCCACUGCUUGGACCGGAGGGAUUGGCAUGCUGGCUGGGCUGCGCUGGGACCGCACCUGCUGCCUGUGCGGAAGAACGUUCAUGCGGCCGGCGGAACUGACCCGCCACAUGCGCUCGCACACAGGGGAGAAGCCCUACGCGUGCCACCUGUGUCCGUGGCGGGGCUCGCAAACGUGGCACCUCAAAAACCACCUGGCGCGGGUGCACCUGGGCGUGGGUGUGGGCAUGGGCGUGGUGAGCAGGCUGGGCCUUGUGCAGGUGGCCUUGGCUAGCCGAGGGCUGCAGUCCGAGGAGGAGGGGGAGGAGGACGCCCUGGACACCAGAAAUCCCUCCGACGCUGAGUUUGCCCUCUUAGGCCUCCCCCCCGGCUCCCACGGUGCCCAGUACGUGUGCAAGUUUUGCGGAAAGAUUUUCUUCUACCCUUCCUCGCUGGAGAAGCACAUCCGCACACACACCGGGGAGAAGCCCUUCAAGUGUCCCCACUGUAACUACUCGGCCAGCCAGAAGAGCCACGUCAAGACGCACUUGCAGCGUCGCCACAGUAACCUGUCCUGAACCCCCCACGCACCCACAGCGUGCCGACGCCGCCACCGCCGCCAGGCCGACCUCUCUCGACCCCACAGACUCUCCCUCGCCAGCGUGUUCGGUUGAGGGCCAGCACGCCCAGCGCGAGUAGGAGACAGAGAGAGGGAGAAAGAGGAAGGGGGAGGGGAAGCUAGGGGAGUCGUCGAGGGACGUUGUGCUCUAGGCCCCCGCGGCGCCCCUCCCAGGGUAGUGUGAUUAAUCUGUCCAGGUUAUUGCCGAGCGAGAAGGUGCCGGCAAGGAGCUGAAUGUGGGAAGCGCGAGUGAUCCUGUAUUGUUGAGAUGACAUAGGCAUUACGGUUCGGCCGCGAGUCGAACGAGGCGACCGGGGUGGAGGGCAGGACGGGCAUUCUCUCUCUCUCACUCGUCCGACUUUUGUUAAGUAUGUCGCAUGAAACAAGUCCAAAACGUGGUAGAGAAGAAUACCGGAAGUAGAGAAUACAAAAACAUAGACAGUGGGGAACAUUAUGGUGUUUGGGAAUAAGGCAUUAGACAGUUCUGUUUAUCUUGUACAAGAAUGAAUGGUUAGUGGUGAUGUCAGUGUAGUUUCAGUGACAUGAAACGGAAGGAGGGAAAGUCAGUGGUAGAAAAAAAAUGAGUUAGAACCUGCAAACGACAACUGGCAGUGGCCGGAAGGAACCCGCGGCAGAGGAGAGAGAGAGAAUAAUCCUAAUAAGGAAGACUCAGGAACAGGGCGCUUGCUGUUUCAGAGGAGGGAGGAGGAAGGCAUCCCCUGAGUGCGGGCUCGCUCACAGUCUGGAGGCGAUGUCAGGUGGAAGGGGACGUCAUUCACAUUGUAUACUAAUGUUUCCCUCCUGAGUGCACACGACGAUGUGACACCAAGUUCAAUCUUUUGAUGUGAGAGCCGGCGUGUGUGUCUGUUUGUGGGUGUGGGUUUUAUUUGUGAUAAUCUUAGAGUAUAUAUUAGUAAACGUUGGAGAGGUUUGAGGUCUUCCCUUAAAAAGAAACUUUUAGGGGAACAUGUAUAUUAGGAAAAUGUUGGGAGUUUUUCUGCCUUUUGAUUAUUUUCUUCUCGUAUAUAGAUUUUUUUAAAGGAAGAUAUUUUCUGUCUGUCUGUCUGUCUGUUUGGUGGAGUGUCUCGAAAUGGGAGAAGAGAAGAAGCAUUACACGAGUAUGAAGGGACCGUACUACCGCGCACGAACGCACGCACACACGCACGACUGGGUUGGAGUGUUCGCUAUUUUCGCCUCGGCUCCUUCGAUUACAAGUUAAUAGGAACUAGUUCAUUUUCCCUUGAUUAUUUCAUUCGCUUCGUGGAGGAACAUGCACAUAGGGAGGCGAUGGCAUCGAGCAGUUCUUUAUACUCUGACACUACAGCUAGCGUAUAAAGCGUUCCAGAAGUAAAGAUAUCAGAGUAGCAGCGAUCGCCAGUCAGCGUUACUGUUCUCCCCAGCGGGCGUGGACGGUAUAGCAGUUCUGUGCUCUGCGGGUCGCCUGGCAUGACGGGGGCGUGGGUGGCUGAGUCUGCUGCCGCUGCUGCCUCAUUCGCAGCUGUAUCGUGACUGUUUUAAGAUGAAUGUAAGAUAUGCAUCGUUGGCCUUUUGAGACGAGCGUGCCAUUGGUUGUCACGCGUGGGUGCAGCCGCCGCGCCACCGCCUCCGCCGCGCCGUUACCGUCAGCUGCGUAUAAACGGGGAACGAACAGCGUGUUAUUUUUUCCCGGCUACCGGUAAAACCUCAGGAGGGAAGAGAAAUGUCCAGUUCGUUUUCUUUAAACAGUUUCUCGUUUAAAUUUGAGGAAUCGGGAUGUAAAAUCCAAGUAAUACAUUAGUUUUUUUUUUUUUUUUUUUUGGUUGAGUUGUAUUUUAUCACUCAUGUAAAAAUACCAGGAAGUGUUAUGAGUUCGUUUCAUUUCGUGGGAACCGUCUCGAGAACGAGGGAACCCCCCUUGAUUUGCAAGUAGAAAAACUUUAUAAGAAUUCCUCCUUUCGCCCCUAUCGCCCUUCUCUCCCCCUCUCUCCCCUCUCUCCACUUUCCCGUGCCCCCCCCCUUCCCCCCUCCGCAACGGAAGAACUGUUAAGGCGUCCAGAGGUAGGUCGCUAGUUUGCGGCUUUCCCAGCGGGUGUAACGCGGUCAGCUAUACGCCCCCCAGCCCCCCUUUACAGAUACGCCUUCCCACCCCCUUCCCUUGUCGCCCUUCCGACGCACGCCCCUCCCUCCCCCCCUUCUGCGACGCCGCCGGGCCCCGCCCCGCCACCCAAUAACCAGUCAUCCAGGCCGUUCGCCCGAGCUGCUGGAAGGGUGUGCGUUCGUGCGUGCGUUCUCGUGCGUGUGGAUGUGCGUGCGCGCGUUUGUGUGUGAGUGAGUGAGUGAGUGAGUGAGUGAGUGGGUGCGCGCGCCACUUUAUUGAUUUUAUAUCAUUAGAUACAACACUACAAAGUGAUAUUUGUAUUUAUAAGUUUAAGCUUUACUCUCGACAUAUGUGGGUGUUGAGUAGAAAUGUUGUAGGUUGGGGUGGGAGGAAUGGGGUAUUUAUUUUAGUUUAAUGGUCUGUCUUCCUUGUUAAGUUAGGUGAGAGAGAGAGAGAGAGAGAGAGAGAGAGAGAGAGAGAGAGAGAGAGAGAGAGAGAGAGAGAGAGAGAGAGAGAGAGAGAGAGA